GGUGGGCUCCAUUCCUUUUGUUCCUGGAUUUGUUUGUUUCGUGUUGGUCGAACAGGCUCGGAGCUGGUCUGGGUCGUCCAAACAACUUCCAGCUGCCGAUGCCACGAGGCCCACCAAGUGGCUCGUUUCCAAAACGCCAGAACCACCAUAAUGAGAUGAAACGUCCCUCUCACUCCGGGUCUGCCGGUAGCGGCUCCACAGUCUCUGCUGUGGCCGCCGCGACUUUGGCUCAGCAAACUCCGAACCAGCAAAUUCCCUCCGCGGCCAGUCAAUUUCAAUCAGUCAAUGCCGAUGGAUCCUGUACAGAUUAUGCAAGCGCUUGGGAUGGGGAUCAGGAUGGGAGGAGUUAUGAUGGUUCUGGCGAGGAUUCGGGCGAGGCUUUCACAAAUGGAACGGAUGGUGCUGUCGCGGCUGAGCACAAUAGGAUCGAUUUUGAUCCUUCGGGGAAAAUAGCAAUGACUGGAGGAAUGCCCUCUACUGUUCUACCCUCCUUUCCUUUGCUCGAUACCAUUAUGCUUUUGAUAUUAUUUUUACAGCUACCGCCUACGGUUCUCACAAUUAUCCACUUUUUGUUUGCAUCCAUGACAUUCGUUCCACCGUCGACCACCCUUCUUAGCGCUUCAACAACGUCUUCACUACCCUCCAUUACGAACCUAUUAUUGCAGGGCUCGAAUGGAGCACCAUCAUUACUCACAAUAAUAUUCGCAGAUAUCCUCGUCGCUCUUCUUUCCAUGUUUUUGUGGCCUCCCGCCUACACUUUCCUUGUCGACUUUGCCCAAGCUGUUAUUGCUAUUUCUCUCGGCGCUGGAUAUUCAGAUCAAAGCGGGGGGACAUUGAGGAAUGCAGCUGUGUGCGCCAGUGUUAUGGGGGGUGUGAAAGUGGUUCAAGCGAGAUUUGAGUUAGCAGGUCGGGAAGUUUUGCACGGUAGCGGUCCGGCUGGAAUACCAAUUGGGCAAGCGUCAUCGGCGGGAUGGAUCCGAAGUGCCAUAGCCAUUCAUAUCGUUGCGCAGGGGGUUAUGAGGGUGACUAGGAGGUGGUUGAUGAGGUCUGAUUCAGGAGAUUCUCCUGCAUCAGGUAGCUCCUCGGGACCCAAGGAUACCGCUUUGGCAUCAGGAAAACAAAAAGACAAGGACCCGGAGGCGGCGGCCGGAGCACUGGCUCAGCCCCUAGAGCGACAAAACAGUACAGGGGGCGGAAAGAGGAAAAAGAAGAAUCUAAUACAAAAUAUCCGAAAUAGCCAGCCUUUAUGGGCUACGAUUGCGAGUGCAAUGGUGCACGUUGCAAAGGAAGUGGAACGGUCCAAGAUCUCGUCUGCGGCUUCAAACCCUAAUGCUCUUGAGGUUGGUGCUGUCUCUAACGAAUCUGUGUCGGGCGGAGAGGAUGUGCGAGUGUGGAUAACGCGGAUUGGAUCAACAGACGUUGCGUUCGGCGCUGGAUUUCUGGGGACGAGAAUCGAUGGCGAGGUCGGCUAUGAGAUGCACGGGGCGGCGUUGACAAAUGGCGUUGAUGGGAGCGGGAGGGACGGGACGUUUCCUCUGUUUGUUCGGGUGAACGGCAUUGUGUGGCCACAGACUGUCAUUUCAAAGUAUAUCCGAGGUGGGGAUGAGGAUAGGGAAAACGGAGUCAUCACAGGUGAUGUGGAAGAGGAAUGGAUAAUCGAUAUUACUGGUUUGACUGGAGCAACCGAGUACGAUUUUGAGUUCGUCAAGAAGGGUGGGAAGAUAGUCUACCGGGCAAGCGCAUGCACAAUGCCUGCUCAAGGUACGCUUUAUUCUAGUUUGAUUGAAGGGAGCCGGGUCUAACAUUGCGUAGCUUCCUCGGCUGCUCCCCCUGUCACCAAACAGCCCUCAAGGCCUCUAUCACCAAUCACUACUCUUUUGCACAGCUUGUCGCAGGCAAACUCUUGUCUUGUCGAGAAGAAGAAUCGUUUGAAGGCCGCCAAGAAGAAUCAAAAGACUGCAUUGAGCGAUAUUCGGAAGGAGACCGAGAAGAAUAGAUCCCUCCUGGGGAAUGACCGUGGUGAUGAGCGAGCGUUCCGAAGAAUCCUGGCAUUAAAGGAAUCCAUCAAGCGUGCUGACGAGGAGACCGAGAAAAUGACAAAGGAGCUUGAAGGGUUGCAGAGCCUUCCCGAGAAGCUCAAGGCAGAGUGGAAAGCGAAGAAAAGGGCUUGGCGUGAGGAAAGAGACAGGCUUUUGUCCGCACAAAGUCAGGCUGGAGAGGUGAAAGAAGCGGCGGACCGCCAGACUUCAGCAGUUGAAUCAGAAGCAGCGAGCCUAGCACUGAAGAAGGAAAGAUUGAGAGCACGCCUUGGUAAACUCCGUGCCGAUCUCGAGAAGCUUGAGAAGGAACACCAGCAGAACCUCGAGGCCCGCCGAAGGAGGGAAGCCGAAAGAGAGAAUGUUGAGAAGCAUCGUCUCUCCCUCGAAAAGGAAUUCUCCGAUGCUAUCCUCCGCAUGGAACAAAAGACGGUAGACUUCCGCAUGUAUUCCGCUGACAACUGGGCAACCUUUUACGCUUACGAGUCCUCCAUCCAAUCCCAGUUCCCUCUGCCAACCCCUGAUACUGGUCUCCCAGGAACGAACAGCAACCGCAAUUCUCUACACAUUUCCACUCCCCCUGGCCUCAUGCUCCACCAGGGUUCCUACGCCGCAUCAUCCUCGUCCCUACCAACUAGCGCAGCGGGCCCUACCCGCGAGCGCUCCUCGUCGGUAUUUUCGAGUGAAAGCGUCGUGACAAACAUGUCGGAGCUUGAACGUUCAGAGAUGAUCCGUGCCACCCCAUUUCCUCGUGGAAAUAGCCUCGACCACGUAACCUCGCUCUUUCCCGGGUUGGUGGGGGCGGGGCCGGCGUUAGUAGGUUCGCCGGAUAGGAAAUAAAUCUAGGCUACCAUGUUGCAUGCCUUUUUUUUGCGAUUUGUUAUUUGCAUGGAUGAAAAUGUAACUUAGGCUCUGUUACACUCGAUGUGGAGUUUUUUCUUCUUCGGUCCCCCCCCCUCCCCAAUGGCUUCUUUUUGUAUCUCUUUUUCGUGUUCGGAUGCCGAUUUUGUGGGGUUGUGUCUGUGGAUAUCCUUGCAUUGGUUGAGUUAGGGGGCAUUUUUAGGGGAAUUUUAUCACGGGUCUCUUAUUUUUGUUCAAGAUUGAUUAGCGAUUGUUUGAUGGCUCAUUUGUGGCUGUGAUUCAUUAAGGCUCACUCGAUGGAGCGCGCAGGGCAGGGGGGAGUAGGUUCCCCCAGUUCUCGGGUCAGACUAGCUGUGCUUGAACUCUGUAUCAGAUAUCCAAUGACCAAUGCCCCACUUUUUAGAAAUUCGGUUUCAUGGAUUCGUAUGCUUGGGUGACAAGCCGAGUGCCCCCGCAUUAUUCGCAUGAAAUGAUAUGUGCGUGUUGGAAAUAGCAGUUGAUGGCCGCACUUGGUGCGGGAUGUGCUCAUACAUGAAGGCGUCAGUAGCAUAUGUCUCUACCCCCGAAAGACGCGUGGGCCAUGGAAACUUUUCUCAUCCCUGUCUUUUCUUCCCUUCUGUUCUCACUUGCGAGUGAACAACUUCCUGUACUUAACCUCUCUCCUCAAGUUCUUCCUCUCAGUUAUCUUUAAGCAAUCAAUCAUGGUCUUUCUCUUCACCUGAGAAAAACCUUCUAUCUCCACUCGUACGAUUCUACUCCACUGCGUAAACCCUCACUACCAAUCAUUACCUCCAUAUCAAUCAUUUUUUCAACAGUGCGGUUGGUCUAGACUAGCAAGUGA
Molecule: messenger RNA, 3738 nt
Organism: Tuber aestivum (summer truffle)
Lineage: Eukaryota; Fungi; Ascomycota; Pezizomycetes; Pezizales; Tuberaceae
Source: the annotation of a GenBank genome assembly